CUUUCAUUCAUUCACACAGGGAUUCCUCUGCCUGCAUGUCUGAACACGGCGCGCUGGGAUGUGUCGUAAGCAAGAGACAGACAGAAAACAGGGAAAGGGAAAUCAGCAAAGGUAUAUAGAGACAGAGAGAGAGUGAUAACGUGAGGGUCACGCAAGUUUAAAGAGGGACGGCACACAUUUCUGAGACGUCUGGUUCAGGAUGGACACCAUGAUGCUACAGGAGAAACUGGUAGAGAAACUUCUGUGUCCCCGAACCAGAACCACCAGACAGAAGGACAAGCAGUAUGUUGGCUUCGCUACGCUUCCUAAUCAGGUCCACAGGAAGUCGGUGAAGAAGGGCUUUGACUUCACUCUGAUGGUGGCAGGUGAAUCUGGAUUGGGAAAGUCUACUCUAGUAAACAGCCUCUUCCUCACAGAUCUCUAUAAAGACAGAAAAUUACUAAAUGCUGAAGAGCGUAUUAAUCAGACGGUAGAGAUCACCAAACACACAGUUGACAUCGAGGAGAAAGGAGUCAAGCUCAAACUCACCAUUGUGGACACGCCAGGGUUUGGAGACGCAGUAAAUAACAAUGAAUGUUGGAAGCCCAUCACAGACUACAUCGACCAGCAGUUUGAGCAGUACUUCAGAGACGAGAGUGGACUGAACAGAAAGAACAUAUUAGACAACAGAGUGCACUGCUGUCUGUACUUCAUCCCGCCGUUUGGACACGGUUUGCGGCCGGUGGACGUGGAGUUCAUGAAGGCUCUGCAUGAGAAAGUGAACAUCGUUCCUCUGAUCUCCAAAGCAGACUGUCUCACUCCUAACGAGGUCAAAAAGCUGAAGGACAGGGUGCGAGACGAGAUCGAGCGCUUCGGGAUUAAAGUCUAUCAGUUUCCCGAGUGUGACUCUGAUGAAGAAGAUGAGUUCAAACAGAUGGACAAAGAGCUGAAGGAGUGCACUCCGUUUGCUGUCAUUGGCAGUAAUACAGUGGUGGAGGCCAGAGGUCAAAGGGUCAGAGGUCGUCUUUACCCCUGGGGUAUCGUGGAAGUGGAGAAUCAGUCUCACUGUGACUUUGUGAAACUGAGGAACAUGCUGAUUCGCUCUCACAUGCACGACCUGAAAGACGUGACGUGCGAUGUGCACUACGAAAACUACAGAGCCCUGUGCAUCCAGGAGAUGACCAGUAAACUGGCGCAGGAUAACCGUACAGACAGUCCACUACCCAUCCUGCCUCUGCCCACACCAGACGUGGAGACGGAGAGACUCAUCAAGAUGAAGGAUGAAGAGCUGAAGAGAAUGCAGGAGAUGCUGGAAAAGAUGCAACAACAGAUGCACGAGAAAGACCAGUGAUGAGACACACACACACACACACACUACGGCCCUCACAGCAGCCCUCAGAUGUAAAUGCAUUUAAAUGAUACUGUACAAAUCUCAUAUCUAUAGGUCUGAGCUUCAGAUCCUCUCUGUUCAUCUGCUCGAUGCUUCUGUCUCCCUGCAUCAAAAACAUGAUUCAUCAUCAACAUACAGUACAUAAACCAGUCUAACUUACAGUAAAUUCCCUUCUGAAGGCAUCUCUUUAUUAUUGACUUUUGAUUUGCUUAGUAAGAAAUGUGCAAGGGUUCAUUUACGUGUGUGUGUGUGUGUUUGGAGAGACAUUCGUGUACUUUUGCUAUGAAUUUGUUAGGUUCGAUGGUGGUUUAGAUUUUUUAGUGAAUGUGAACAUACAGUACGGCUCCAACAUCCUCAGUUCAGACGGCUGGGUUUUGCACGUUUUAUAACAAUAAUAAUCAGAAUAAAACCUAUUCCAUUAUUGUAUUAAUGGCCUUUAAUAAUUUAUAUUAUGUCAAUUUAUUAUGUAUAUCUUGAAGUAAGCUUGCUAAUAAAUGUGAAUAAUUUAUCA
Molecule: messenger RNA, 1880 nt
Organism: Carassius carassius (crucian carp)
Lineage: Eukaryota; Metazoa; Chordata; Actinopteri; Cypriniformes; Cyprinidae
Product: septin-5
Exons: 11
Coding region: 200-1330 (376 amino acids)
Biological process (GO): cytoskeleton-dependent cytokinesis; regulation of exocytosis
Cellular component (GO): septin ring; microtubule cytoskeleton; septin complex
Molecular function (GO): GTP binding; molecular adaptor activity; GTPase activity
Source: RefSeq, a predicted model, not a curated record